Messenger RNA from Ailuropoda melanoleuca (giant panda), 1116 nucleotides. Its product is annotated as vegetative cell wall protein gp1-like. The coding region runs from base 181 to 1116 and encodes 311 amino acids. The transcript is spliced from 8 exons. Lineage: Eukaryota; Metazoa; Chordata; Mammalia; Carnivora; Ursidae. The record is from RefSeq and is a predicted model, not a curated record.
GUCGGGCGUGUAAACAGAGGAUUCACACAAAGCUGUCAUCACUAUCUGCAAGGGGAGCAUGAAGCAGGAGAGGCCAGCCACUGAGCAUCUACAAGGGGACAAUUUGAGGAGGCCCUGAGAGAUGAGGACCCUGCAGUCACUGAGCUUAAGUGACCUGUCCAAGGUUACACAGGUGGUGGAAUGCCUGCUGGACAGAAUGAACAUCCUGGCCAUGAGCACCUUCUUCCCUGGGGAAACUGUGGUGGUCUUCUCGGGCAGCCAGAGCAGAAGGCCAAGGAGGACACCGAGAGGGAGCUUGUGGACACGCCUUCCUCUCCAGGAGCAGGGACAGAGGAUCACCUGCAAAGGCUUCUGACUCCACCCAGGCCACUGUCCCCAGUAGCCAUUCACUCAGUGAGUGUGAUCCAGGAACAAGAGCCCACGGAGGCCGAACCCGAGGCUGCUCCACCAUCUGAGGAACUAGAGCCAGCUCCAAGUUCUUCAGAGGCUCUAGAGGGAGGCGUGGUGCCUGCAGUGACUUCAGCAGGAGACCAGGAGCCAGCGGGUGACCUGGCACCUGCCUACGGAGAGCCUGGAGCCGUCCAGGAGGAGCCUGAGGGAGAACCUGCCCACGGAGAGCCUGCGCCUGAGCCCAGUACUGCUCCUGCCCCCACUCCUGCUCCUGCAGGGCUCCCAGAGCCGCAUCCAGAGCCCACAGCCCUGCAGGGAGGGCUCCUUGUGCAAUCAGCCUUAGUUCCUUCACCGGAACCCGAAGUCCCACCAGAGUGUUUCAUCCUCUCCCCAUAUAGAAUCAGGAAGCCCCUUCCUGAGAUCCCCCUGCUCCUGCCACCCUGCUCCUGGAAACAUUCAGAAUUGUUGGAGGAGGAGGUAGAAAGGAUCCGGGAUGACAGCAGGUCCGAGGAGAAGGAUGGAAUCAGGAAGCCCCUUCCUGAGAUCCCCCUGCUCCUGCCACCCUGCUCCUGGAAACAUUCAGAAUUGUUGGAGGAGGAGGUAGAAAGGAUCCGGGAUGACAGCAGGUCCGAGGAGAAGGAUGUGGGCUGCAUCUUCCUGUGCUGGGUCUCCUCUGAGCAAUCUGUGAGGCCGGACUAUGCCCAUGUCACGGGCACUGAAGUGUGA